This is a messenger RNA of Condylura cristata (star-nosed mole), 1245 nucleotides long. It is a transcript of the gene ECH1, whose product is annotated as enoyl CoA hydratase 1, peroxisomal. Lineage: Eukaryota; Metazoa; Chordata; Mammalia; Eulipotyphla; Talpidae. Gene Ontology annotation, molecular function: delta(3,5)-delta(2,4)-dienoyl-CoA isomerase activity. Bases 52 to 1038 code for a protein of 328 amino acids. The record is from RefSeq and is a predicted model, not a curated record. Gene Ontology annotation, cellular component: mitochondrion. The transcript is spliced from 10 exons.
GUCCCCGCCCCCCGGCUUCCUGCGUCCGGGGACCACAAGAGCUCAGUCACAAUGGCGGCGGCAAGGGUGGCUUCUGGCAGACUCCGCGACCUGCUGACGCGACGACUGACUGCCCACUCCCACCUGGGUCUCAGCAUUAGCCUGCGCGCCAUGGGCUCUGCUGCACAAGAUAAGGCCACCAGCGCUGCCCCCAGUGAAGCCCCAGACCACAACUAUGAGUCCCUUCGGGUGACAUCCGCCCAGAAACACAUCCUGCAUGUGGAGCUAAAUCGGCCUGAGAAGAGGAAUGCCAUGAACAGGGCUUUCUGGAGGGAGAUGGUGGAAUGCUUCAACAAGAUUGCAGAAGACGCAGACUGCAGGGUAGUGGUUAUCUCUGGUGGAGGAAAAAUGUUCACUGCAGGCAUCGACCUCAUGGACAUGGCCUCGGACAUCCUUCAGCCCCGAGGAGAUGACGUGGCCCGCAUCAGCUGGCACCUCCGUAGCCUCAUCGCCAAGUACCAAGAGACCUUCAGCGUCAUUGAGAAGUGCCCUAAGCCUGUGAUUGCUGCCGUCCACGGGGGCUGCAUUGGCGGAGGCGUGGACCUUAUCACCGCCUGUGACAUCCGGUACUGUGCCCAGGAUGCUUUCUUCCAGGUGAAGGAGGUGGAUGUGGGCUUGGCAGCAGAUGUAGGGACGCUGCAGCGCCUGCCCAGAGUCAUUGGGAACCAGAGCCUGGUCAAUGAACUCGCCUUCACCGCCCGCAAAAUGAUGGCAGAUGAGGCCCUGGAAUGUGGGCUGGUCAGUCGGGUGUUCCCAGACAAGGAGGUCAUGCUGAACGCGGCCUUCGACCUGGCGGCCGAGAUUUCCAGCAAGAGCCCUGUGGCGGUGCAGGGCACCAAAAUCAACUUGGUCUACUCCCGCGACCACUCCGUGGCGGAAGGGCUCAACUUCAUGACGUCCUGGAACAUGAGCAUGCUGCAGACGGACGACAUCGUCAAGUCGGUGCAGGCCGCCAUGGAGAAGAAGGACCCGAAGAGCGUCCCCUUCUCCAAGCUCUGAGAGCCGUCGCGCCCCGCCGCCCGGCCCUGCCUCUCCUGCGGGCUGUCUGCCCUCCCCGCGGAGUGGGGUCCGCCCAGCCCGGCGCCCGAGUGCCUUCCCCACGGGUCGCCAGUUUGUAACUUCAUGAACUGAUUUUUGUAUCCCGCCGGCCUUAUCGUCGUCCCAGAAACAAUAAAGAAACAAUAAAUGCAGAGCACCUGGUGUCCU